CAAAGUUUGUAUUUUCUUCAAAAUGUAUCGCGAGGAAAGAAUAUUUUUUUAUUUUUCAGUUAACUACUAGGACCCGUUGGCUAUAAUUUUGAAACGUUAAAAUAUGAUCUUUUUAACAAUAUAAUAAAAAAAUUACGUUUUAAAGUGAACAUUAUGUUUUGUUUAUUUUGAAAUUAGUUAAUGAACGUUUCAAUAAACUUUUAAAGCAGUUUUAGAUCUAAAUGAAAAAUAAAUACAUAAAAUUAUAUACGUAACAUACAUAUACAAACCGAAUAUUGUAAAUGUUACCGACUCGGUUCUUGGUGUGCUCAAAAAAAAUAAAAUCUUUAUACAUCAGCAAUUUUUACAAACUGACUAUAAAAAAAAGAUACGUAAACACAGAAUACGUUGAUAUCACGAAAAAUAACAAUGUAAUCGUUGGAGGAAAAAACUUGCGAAAUUUACUUGAAACUCACGUUGGUGCUCAAAAAUACUGGCUUGAACAUAAAGAGGAUCUUAAACAAAUAAACUACAUUAAAACAAAGUGUCAGAAUGAGUUAGUAAAAAGAAGUCUAACAGACAGUGUUCAAGAAGUUAUUCUGCCGAUUGGUACAAAUGCAGAUGAAAGAGAAACUUACUUAAACUACUUUGGUGCAAUUCGUUUCGGAAAGCUACUCGAAGAUUUAGAUACAAUUGCAGUAUGGGUAGGUUACAAGUAUUACAAAGGUCCAACAGAGAGACCUCCUUUUGCAUUGGUGACUGCUAGUGUAGACAAAAUCAAUUUGAAAGGAAAUUUGGUUCAACCAAAAGAAGACCUUAAACUUAAAGGAUUUGUUUCAUGGGCAGGGAAAACUUCCUUAGAAGUCACAAUUUAUAUUUAUCAAUACAAAAAAGAACUUGAUAUCUGGAAACACUUAGCUGAAGCUGUAUUUGUAAUGGCUGCUAGAUCAAUGGAUGAUGGUACCUCAGCAUUGAUUAACCCUUUUGAAGCUAAUACUGAAGAAGAAAAAAAAUACUUUAAUAAAGGUUUGCUAAAUAAAGAAUUAAGAAAAAUUAAAUCAGAGAGUUCUUUAUUAAAGAUUUCACCGACAGCUGAUGAAAAAGACAGCGCUCAUAAACUAUUUUUAAAAACAAUAAGUUCAAGCAAGUCUACAUUUGUAAGUCGUGUAAAACCAGAUAAUGCAGUUUGGAUGCAUGAUACAACUCUAAAGAAUCUUAUUAUUUGCCACCCUCAGUCAAGAAAUUGGUACAACAAGAUAUUUGGUGGUUUUCUUAUGCGAGUUGCUUACGAGCUUGCAUGGGCAAAUACUAGUGUUUUUAUCAAAACAAUUCCAAAUCUUAUUACGGUAGACAAUAUUGCUUUUCAAAAACCAGUUGAAGUUGGAUCUCUUUUAUACUUAACUAGUCAAAUUGUGAUGACAAAAGGUGUAUAUCUUCAAGUAAGAGUUCAUGCUGAAGUAGUUGAUCCAAAAUCAGGAUAUACCGACACAACAAAUGUGUUUCAUUUCCAUUUUACAAGUAAUGAACCGUUUCCAGAAGUGAUUCCAUCUACAUAUGCUGAAUACAUGUUGUAUCUCGAUGGCUUAAGACACUUUCCAGCUAACUUGAAACACGACUCUAGCUUAUCUAAAUAGUUUACUACAAUUGGAACUUUGAGUUUAAUUAUAUCCAAUUAUUAUUUAUGUAUUAAACAACUGUAUUUACACAACUGUAUUUUUUUAUAUAUGUUUUUUAUAAGAUGAUUUUUAUUUUGGAA
Hydra vulgaris (swiftwater hydra) is the source of this 1735-nucleotide messenger RNA. Its product is annotated as acyl-coenzyme A thioesterase 9, mitochondrial. Gene Ontology annotation, cellular component: mitochondrion. Gene Ontology annotation, biological process: acyl-CoA metabolic process. NCBI's taxonomy places the organism in Eukaryota, Metazoa, Cnidaria, Hydrozoa, Anthoathecata, Hydridae. The record is from RefSeq and is a predicted model, not a curated record. Gene Ontology annotation, molecular function: fatty acyl-CoA hydrolase activity.